Messenger RNA from Bufo bufo (common toad), 3559 nucleotides. RefSeq names its product aryl hydrocarbon receptor nuclear translocator (gene ARNT). Gene Ontology annotation, cellular component: cytoplasm; nucleus; transcription regulator complex. The transcript is spliced from 22 exons. Gene Ontology annotation, molecular function: RNA polymerase II cis-regulatory region sequence-specific DNA binding; protein dimerization activity; DNA-binding transcription factor activity, RNA polymerase II-specific. NCBI's taxonomy places the organism in Eukaryota, Metazoa, Chordata, Amphibia, Anura, Bufonidae. The record is from RefSeq and is a predicted model, not a curated record. The coding region runs from base 151 to 2490 and encodes 779 amino acids. Gene Ontology annotation, biological process: regulation of transcription by RNA polymerase II.
UGAGUUGAGCUGCACGGCUCGUAUUCCCUUUUUAGUUGAGUGAAAAAAAAAAAAAAAAAGCGACAACAUCGUAUCGCUGUCGCCAUCUUGUUACCGGGCAGCGGGAGGACCGGACGUGGUGGAGGACAGGAGGGGGCUAUAAGAGCGGGGAUGGCAGCGGCGGCCCACUCAGAGAUGGGGUCGGAUGUCCCUGCUCUGGGAGUCGCUGUGUCCUCGGGAAACCCAGGCUCCAGUGCCCAGGCCGGAGGGUCCAUGGUGCAGAGAUCCAACAAGCGUCGCUCAGGGUUGGAUUUUGAUGACGACGACGAUGACGACUCCAACAGUAAAUUCCUCAGGUGUGAUGACGACCAGCUUCCUAAUGACAAGGAGAGGUUUGCAAGGUCAGACGAUGAGCAGAGUUCAGCGGAUAAGGAAAGACUUGCAAGGGAGAAUCACAGCGAGAUCGAGCGGAGGAGAAGGAAUAAAAUGACCGCCUACAUCACCGAGCUCUCCGACAUGGUGCCCACGUGCAGCGCCCUGGCACGCAAGCCCGACAAGCUCACCAUCCUGCGUAUGGCGGUGUCCCAUAUGAAGUCUCUGCGGGGAACGGGGAACACUUCCACAGACGGCUCCUACAAGCCGUCCUUCUUGACCGAUCAGGAGCUCAAACACCUGAUUUUGGAGGCGGCAGACGGCUUUCUGUUCGUUGUGUCCUGCGAGACGGGAAGGAUCGUGUACGUCUCGGACUCCGUGACUCCUGUCCUCAACCAGCCCCAGACCGAGUGGUUUGGGAGCACCUUGUACGACCAGGUUCACCCGGAUGAUGUGGACAAGCUUCGGGAGCAGCUCUCUACAGCGGAGAACGCCAUGACGGGGCGCAUCCUAGACCUGAAAACUGGCACAGUGAAGAAAGAGGGUCAGCAGUCCUCCAUGAGAAUGUGCAUGGGGUCCCGGAGGUCGUUCAUCUGCAGAAUGAGAUGUGGGACCACUUCUGGGGAAUCGGCCGCCAUGAACAGGCUCGGCUUCAUGAGGAACAGAUGCAGGAGCGGCCUGGGUCCCCCUAAAGACGGAGAGCCGCAGUUUGUGAUCGUACAUUGCACAGGAUACAUUAAAGCAUGGCCGCCUGCAGGUGUCACUUUACCGGACGAGAACCAGGACGCAGGGCAAAGCAGCAAGUUCUGUCUGGUGGCCAUUGGCAGGUUACAGGUAACAAGCUCCCCCAACUGCACAGACAUGAAUAGCAUCUGCCAGCCGGUCGAGUUCAUCUCGCGGCACAGUGUAGAUGGCUUGUUCACCUUCGUGGACCAUCGAUGCGCUGCAACUGUUGGCUACCAGCCCCAAGAGCUCUUAGGAAAAAGCAUUGUGGAGUUUGCCCACCCCGAAGACGAGCAGCUGCUGAGAGACAGUUUCCAACAGGUGGUGAAAUUAAAAGGUCAGGUUCUGUCCGUCAUGUUCCGGUUCAGAUCCAAAAGCCGCGAGUGGCUGCUGAUGAGGACCAGCUCGUUCACCUUCCAAAAUCCCUAUUCUGAUGAGAUUGAGUAUAUCAUCUGCACAAACACCAACAUAAAGAACUCUAGCCAGGAGUCACGACCAGCCUUGGCCACAUCUAUGCAGAGACCACCGCUAGGCCAGGGCCUUUCACACUCUCUGGAAAUGGGUCCGGGACAAUUGACUGGCAGACAACAGCCUCCGCCACCAUCAGAACUGGAUGUUGUGCCCAGCAGGGAUAAUAUGGUUGCAUAUAACCACACACAGGUUCCAGUUCAGCCAGUGACUGCUGCAGUUCCUGACCACAAAUCUCUGGAGAAGUCUGAGGCUCUUUAUGGACAGGAGAGAGACUCCAGGUUUGCUGAAAUCUACAGCAGCAUUAACCCAGACCAGAAUAAAGCCCUCAAUCCUAGCGGAGUCCCUGGCAACCAGCAGCUCUUCCCACAAGCCAGCACUUUCACGUCUGCUCCCCGCCCAGUGGACAACUUCAGGAGUGGUGGGAUGGUUUCUCCAGGCAACAUUAUCCAGCAGCCGGUGUCUGCCGGGCAGAUUCUCGCCCAGAUAUCACGACAUACCAGCCCCACUCAAAUCUCCGGCACUAACUGGAGCUCUGGCGCACGUCCCUCCUUCACAGGGCAGGCAGCAAAGACCCAGUCGCCUGUGUUUGGGAUGGGCAACUUCCAGACAACUCCUACCAACUUCAGCCCAUUGUCCUCCCAGAGUUCCACCUCCUCUCCAGCGGCGGCCACGUACCCCAACCUGGCCGCUAGGACCAACAACUUCGCCCCAGAGGUAGGGCAGCCACGUGUACCCUUCCAGACACGGGCAGCGGACGCGGUAGGAGUGUGGCCCCAGUGGCAGAGCCAGCAUCACGGCCAAAACAAUGCAGAGUCUCACGUCCAGCCACAGGCCGGCCAGUCCGAAGUCUUUCCAGACAUGUUGUCCAUGCUGGGAGAUCAGGCCUCCAGUUACAACAACGAAGAGUUUUCCGAGCUCAACAUGUUCCAGCCUUUCGCCGAGUAAGAGAUGCCCUCAGUCGCACAGAUCAUGGAGUCCAGAUGCCUAUAAAUGACCGUUUGCUCAGCUCCUCUCCCCCGCCCCAAUCACUCACUCCUUACUCUUGAUCUCCUGCCGUUCUCGAGGAGAUAAGACCAUUGGCGGUAAGGCAGGUGGACUAUACAAGAUGGACGUUGCCACCAGGACAUGGGGAGGAACCGUCACAGGGACACCACAGAACUGCCUUCUAUAUGAACUAAGGGGAGAGACCUGAUCAUGUUCUCUCUCUCCCCAACCCUCACCAGCUUCCCCCCCCCCCCCCUUCCAAAAAUAUUUUGCCACUGAUUAUUCGUCAUUUUGCAAAAUCUGAUUAAUUCAGAUUACAAUACGCACCCCCUCCCCAAAACAUUUCAUUAUUAUGUAGUGACCUUAAGACCCUAAAAGCUAUCAUUUUAGGCUCUAUCAGGGAUGAAACUUCAUGCGUAGGAUAAUCACAAUUGUAGUUGGUGCCUUUUCUAAUCACGUCAGGACAGGAAACCGCUAGACAAUCAGUAGAGGAGGUAGACAUAGGAAGGCCAUGGCUUUCAUCAUAUAUUAUAUUGUGGGACAAGGGCCACCUUAAAGGGUUGUCGCACAAUGACAUGUCAUAUCAGGUAAGGGUGGUCCUGCUCGCUGGUGGACACAGCCCGUCUAUGCAGUAUAGGCUCAGCCAAAUAGUUGCCGGAGCUGGUAAAAGCUGAUUGGCAGAAGGGUCCACAAUGAUCCCAGACUGGCAGCGGUCGAUUAUCUUCCACUAUCAACAUGGUUGCCUGGUCAAGACAACCCCUCUAAGGGUGCAUUCACACUGCGUUUGAAGUUCAUGUGCCGCGAUAGCCCCUGCCACUUGCGUCCAACGUAUCCUAUUGUUCGGACAGAGGCAGAGAAGGGCUAUACAGCGGCAUACGUCACGGAUGACCGCCACCAAAGACAGCAAAGUGAAUGCACCCUAUCCAAAAAAAUACAAAAAACGGGGGGUGAGCUCUUGUUCAAGUGACAGCCUGGUAUUUAUUAAAAACAGAUGAGAUUGAAGAUGGCUGCCAUUAAAAAUAAAGUGAAA